Macrosiphum euphorbiae (potato aphid) is the source of this 3606-nucleotide messenger RNA. The record is from the annotation of a GenBank genome assembly. Lineage: Eukaryota; Metazoa; Arthropoda; Insecta; Hemiptera; Aphididae.
AUGUUUGAGAUAACAUUUCCAGUCAAAAAACUGACUAUACACUUUACCAUCUAUUAUACUGCUGAAACUGGCGUUCGGCAUGAUGACACGCUAACGAAAACAAAAUUGCUCAAAGACGAAUUCCGAGUGGAGCCAAAGGACACGAAAGUGGCUCAGGGGCAGACGGCGCUCAUGGAGUGCAGCCCACCGAAAGGUCAUCCGGACCCGAUGGUCGUCUGGAAGAAAGACAGAGAAGACGUGCACAUAGAUUCGACGACAAGGAUGCGAAUCGUAGACGGUGGCAAUCUGAUGAUUACAGACGUCAAACAAGACGAUGGAGGUGAAUACCUGUGCGUGGCACAAAACAUCGUAGGCAAGAAGGAAAGUACACCGGCAAAACUCACCGUAAACGUGAAACCAUUCAUAAACACCGAACCCAAAGACGUAACUGUGCACACCGGACAGACCGCUGAAUUCGAGUGCAAGGUGGGUGGCGAUCCGAAACCGAACAUCUACUGGGAACGCGACGGUAAUAAAAUGCCAUUCGGCCGAGCCCAGAUAUUGGACAACAAAUCACUGAGGAUCAUUAACGUGAUAGCACAGGACGAAGGACUCUACGUUUGUAACGCCGAAAAUGACGUGGGUUCCGAGAAGGCCAAGGCUUCGUUGACCGUGCACUCCCCGCCGACAUUUGUGACCAGACCCAAAGACCAAAAAGUGGGCCUCAACGGAAUUGCAAAUUUCGACUGCGUGGCACAAGGCAACCCUCCGCCGUCUGUUUUUUGGUCACGUGAAGGGUCCCAGGUGUUGAUGUUCCCCGGCAACGCUUACGGACAUUUUCACGUGACUCAAGACGGCACCCUGCGCAUACAGGGAGCUCAAAAAGAAGACGCCGGUUUCCUCGUGUGUUCCGCCCUGUCCGUCGCCGGGUCGGUGACUUGGCGUGCGUUCUUGCAGGUCACAUCCGUACAAGACGUUCCUCCGCCAGUCGUCGACAUCGGACCGACCAACCAAACGUUGGCCACGAGGUCGGCUGCCACAUUACCAUGUCAGGCGUCUGGUAUACCAUUGCCUACCAUAAAAUGGUACAGAAACGGAAAUUAUUUGUCUCCAGACGACCCCAGAGUAACCAUUACAUCAUCGGGCACACUACAAAUAGACGAACUCGAAGUAUCUGAUUCUGGUCUGUACACGUGCACUGCUUCUUCGGAAAGCGGUGAGACUUCCUGGUCGGCGUCACUGAGCGUCGAAGAAUCCCCGGGCACACGACUGCACCGCGCGCCUGACCCGGCCAUGUUCCCGGCCGCCCCAUCAGUGCCGACCAUCGUAAACGUUACCAAAAACUCGGUUACGGUCACGUGGCACCCGCCCACUCCACACCUUGGCGCCUCGCCGAUCAUCGGGUACACGCUCGAGUAUUACAGCUCGGACCUGCAAACCGGAUGGGUGGUCGCCGCACAUCGCAUAUCAACCAACACCAUGGUCGUCGAUAAUCUAAAACCGGACACGUCGUACGUGUUCAUGGUGAGGGCCGAAAACUCACAUGGAUUGAGCGUGCCUAGCGCGUUGUCCGCUAUGGUGAAAACCGGAGGGACCAAUACGAUCAUCACGCAGCAGUCUCUGGAGGAAGCCCGUGAGCGGCUCGGUACUAAAGUCAUAGACUUCAAGGAACUGUUUCCGGUAUCGUCCACGUCGGUCCGAGUCAUAUGGGAUGUGUUGAGCAGUGCCGAAUGGGUAGAAGGUAUUCACGUACGGUUCAGAGACUUGUCAGGCGGCUCGCAGACCUAUAACAUGAUGACGGUGAUGAUGAACAACGGUGAACCCAAGUCGUACACAUUGGCCAACCUCCGUAAGUACAACAAGUACGAUUUCUUCUUGGUGCCGUUCUUUAAGACGGUCGAAGGCCAACCGUCCAACUCCAUGGUCGUCCAAACAAACGAGGAUGUUCCUUCUGCGGCUCCAGAAGACGUACAGACUGGUAUGGUAAACGCCACUACCGCGUUCAUACGGUGGUCGGCACCUCCACCGCAGCACGUCAACGGCGCACUGUUGGGAUACAAAAUACAAGUGAAGAAUAACAACGCUACAAAGGCCGCCGUACAAGAGCUGUUGAACUCGUCUACCACGACGAUUCUGCUCAACUUGACGGUGGGCGGCAGUUUCACGGCCCGGGUACAGGCGUACACCCGAAGCGGGUACGGGCCCUACAGCGCCCCCGUGCCGAUCGUCAUGGACCCGGCGUACCCGGCCAGAGCGUAUUCGUCUACUACCAACGGCGAGGCGUGGAUCAUCGUGCUGUUGGCGGCCCUGGUCGUCAUGUUGGCGUGCGUAAUCGUCACCGUCGUGUACUUGAAACGGAAACAGAACGCCGGCAAACAGUUGGGCCACUUCAACGUACCGGUGGUCAGUGGCGACCUGUCGCAAUUGAGCAUGUUGAGCGCCGGCGGCAAGGAGGCCCUGUGGAUCGACCGUGGUUGGCGCAACGGGGAGAAGGACCCCGAGUCCAAACUGUUGAACGGCAUCGGUAGGGAGACGACCUGCGCGGACUACGCCGAGGUGGACACCCGAAACUUGUCGACGUUCUACAACCCGCGCAAAGACAUGAUGUCCAACCCCACACCGUACGCCACCACUACUCUGCUGAACCGCGACGAUUGCAAUGAGUCUACGCAUCUCUUCGGGGCCGCUAGCAGUUCGUCUGAAACCAAAACACUGAGUUCCAACGGUUCGUGCCACGAACGUUGUCACGAACAAGUGGUCGCACCCAACAACCAUUACCUUGACGAAAACGUGGACUUCAACAAUCACAAACGGAAACCGCCAAUCUAUCCGAUCAAUCAAGCGCCGCCCCCGAAUUGGAACGAGUUCCUCCCACCGCCCCCACAACACCCGCCGACCGAUUCUAUGCGGAAAACGUCUCAGUCCAACGGCGGCAGUCCUCAAUCAAGUCGUCGUAUGCACGCUGGAAGUUUCUCGAAACAGUCACACAUCCACUCCAGCAAGUCAUUGGCCGGUAGUUGUAAUGGCUACACGCCAGCAUGGAUUUACACUGGCAACCAGAGCAACGAACACAGAUUCAAUCCACCGCCUUCCACACAACCACCUCCGGUACCGAACUCGUCUCAUCCUUCCGUGUGCAACGUGUCCUCGUGCCAGGGACUCGACCGGUCGUCUAACAAAUAUGGAGCGUCUCGGAACCGCAUGCACUCAGAUUACGAAUACGAGAGCGCGUCACUGUUGUACGGUCACGUCAAUCAGCCGACGCAACAGCAACAGCAGCAGCCACCACCUCCACCGCCGUGCAACAAACGGACACCUGACGAACAGCCACAGCAGUACAACACUUGCUGUUCCGAGGGCAACAGCAUAGACCGUUGCGUUCAGUCCACCCUGCCCGGUCUCGCGUACAAACAUCAUUCCGAACAAUGGCAUCGGGACCGCGGUUGGUGUGACGACGACGAUGACGACGGCGGAGGAGUCAAUGUCACGGGGGCUGACGACAAGGGUAGUUGCAGCAGUGGUUGCUCGUGCAGCGAAUCGUCUUGUCUGUACGCCGAGGCGACGGACGUACCCUGUCCAGUUGUGCUUCAGACGUCGUCGUCGUCGACGGCUGUUGGACGCAAGUGA